AUGAAGCUCGUUUGGUCUCCAGAGACGGCCACAAAAGCUUACAUCGACACCGUAAAAUCGUGCAAAGUUUUCCAUGAAUCGGGCGUAGCCGAGCUCGUUUCGGCCAUGGCAGCCGGGUGGAACGCCCGGCUGGUCAUCGAGACGUGGGCCCAAGGCGGGCCCACGGCAACCAGCGUCGGGCUCGCUGUUGCUGCAGCACACACGGGCGCAAAACACGUGUGUUUAGUCCCCGACGAGGCAUCCAGGUCAGCAUACGCAGAGUCCAUGAGAGGGCACGGGCUGCCACCUGGCGACGUCGUGGUGGGCCCCACGGAGAGUGCCGUGGGGAAAUUGGAAGGGAUCGACUUCUUGGUGGCAGACUGCACGCAGGACGAUCUUGCAGGGAUGCUGUGCGCUGCUAGGUUGUGUGAGAGAGGAGCCGUGAUCGUGUGCAAGAACGCCAGCUCGCGGGCCGACUUGGAUUCCAGGUGGCGGGAGGCGAUUGGUGGGGAGAGGAGGAGGAGGAUCGUGAGGUCGGUUUUUUUGCCAGUCGGGAAAGGUUUGAAUAUUGCGCACGUUGGGGCCAUGGGUGGUGGCUCGGGUGAGGAGAAAAAGAAGAGCAGAUGGGUCAAACAUGUUGACCAGCGGUCGGGAGAGGAGUUCGUAUUCAGGAAAUACUGA
Striga hermonthica is the source of this 660-nucleotide messenger RNA. Lineage: Eukaryota; Viridiplantae; Streptophyta; Magnoliopsida; Lamiales; Orobanchaceae. The record is from the annotation of a GenBank genome assembly.